GGAGGAAGUCUGCAAAAAUCUGGUCUGUGAUCACAGGCUAAGAUGUUAUCUAACGAAGCCAGAAACCAACUGUCUCCUCCAGAGAUGUGUGAGGGCCUGUCAGUAUCUAAUAUUUUCCCUCAAGACACAGUGGAUGUCAUUUGAAAGACAUUCUUUGAGUGGCUACCAGGGAUCAGGCAGAGGGGGAAUAGACAUUAUAAGAGCCAUGGAUUACUACAGAAAAUAUGCAGCUGUCAUCCUGGCCAUAUUGUCUGUGUUUCUGCAAAUUCUCCAUUCCUUUCCUGAUGGAGAGUUUACAAUGCAGGGCUGCCCAGAAUGCAAGCUAAAGGAAAACAAGUACUUCUCCAAGCUGGGUGCCCCAAUCUAUCAGUGCAUGGGCUGCUGCUUCUCCAGAGCGUACCCAACUCCAGCGAGGUCCAAGAAGACAAUGUUGGUUCCAAAGAACAUCACCUCGGAAGCCACAUGCUGUGUGGCCAAAGCAUUUACCAAGGCCACAGUAAUGGGAAAUGCCAGAGUGGAGAACCACACCGAAUGCCACUGCAGUACUUGUUAUUAUCACAAAUCUUAAAUAUUUUGCAGAGGGCCUUGUUGAUGACUGCUGAUUUCUCAAAAUGAAAAAUUAAUUUGUUCAGUGUCUAUGGCUUUGGGAGAUAAAACCCUCGCUUUUCUUUACCAUACCAUCUUUUACACGCUUUAAGAAUGUGCUGCAGCUUUAUUGCUUUUCUCUUUAUCCUACAAUAUAAUCGGCAGUCUCGCUCUUUUCAUUUGGAACGAAAUGCAGCAUUUAGCAUGACCAUAAAGCUGGUUCUGCUGGAAAUAAAGUCUUUUAAAUCAUC
Molecule: messenger RNA, 836 nt
Organism: Phacochoerus africanus (Common warthog)
Lineage: Eukaryota; Metazoa; Chordata; Mammalia; Artiodactyla; Suidae
Gene: CGA
Product: glycoprotein hormones, alpha polypeptide
Exons: 4
Coding region: 134-568 (144 amino acids)
Biological process (GO): thyroid hormone generation; positive regulation of steroid biosynthetic process
Cellular component (GO): follicle-stimulating hormone complex; extracellular region
Molecular function (GO): follicle-stimulating hormone activity
Source: RefSeq, a predicted model, not a curated record